UGGGCUAUAUAAUAGGGCUAUAGUCACAAUCAGUAAAACAAAGAGGCAGCUAUCACAUCUCCACCUUGAUUUUAUCUACUUCCAAAACUUACAACUUACACAAUAUUAAAUUCCGAGAUUCUCCGAAAGACAUUGCAAAACGAACAAGAAAUCAAAUUACAUUGCAGCGGACGACGGCAAUUGCCGACAUCAACCUUUAUUGACCCAAGAGCUAGAGUAUCAGACACGAGCGGCAGAUAUCAUACCCCACCGCAGACCUCUAUCAUGUCGCUACCCAGUCCAGAAACGCAGGCUAAAGUCGCCAGCGACGCUGCAUCAAACUUCGUAGACCACUACUACGAAAAACUCAACCGGCGGCACAAACUAGCUGAGUUCUACGUCAGCGCGUCGCCCAAGCUCACAGCCGCAGCCAUCACGCCAGACAUCAGCAUCAACGGCCACCACGUCGGCAGCGUAGCGGAGGCCGAGGCCCUCUGGGCGAAGCAGGGUCAGCCGACGAGCUACUCGGUCGAGUCGUUCGACGCGCACCCCGUCAACCCGCACUACGUCAUCGGCGCGCCCGAUGCGUCCCUCAGCGACAGGGGCGACAAGCUGAGCAUCGCAAUUCAGGUCGCCGGCGUCGUCAAGUAUGGGAAGGGCGAGGAUGGCAGGGAGCAGGCGUUUAAUGAAGCCUUUAUGCUGGUGCCGCAUUGGGAGGCGCAGGGGCCCAAGGCGCCGAGGGGGAUGAGGAAGUGGCUUGUUGUCAGUCAGAAUUUUCGGUUGCUUUAAGAGCCGGGAGUGUUCAAGAUAAUUAGUAGAUGAGGCCAAAAAAAAGAAAUGGCUACGAUAAAAACCUUAGGCACAUGGACACUACGUCUGGGACGGGCAGAAGAAAAGGAACCUAGACAAUUUCAUUACAUUCAUGAACAGGGUUUGAUUUACUUCCGAUGUUUUCGCUCUGCUGGCCUUAAGAGAAGGGUACCGGCAUGACUCCCUUCCAAGGCUGCGUGGACUGCAGGAGGAGGAUGCAUGAUCAUGGCAGUCACCGGGUACCAAAG
Pseudomassariella vexata is the source of this 1037-nucleotide messenger RNA. RefSeq lists its product as uncharacterized. Gene Ontology annotation, biological process: protein import into nucleus. The coding region runs from base 265 to 768 and encodes 167 amino acids. NCBI's taxonomy places the organism in Eukaryota, Fungi, Ascomycota, Sordariomycetes, Amphisphaeriales, Pseudomassariaceae. The record is from RefSeq and is a predicted model, not a curated record. Gene Ontology annotation, cellular component: nuclear pore central transport channel. The transcript has 2 exons.